UUCUCGAAAAACAGGGUGCCGAUCUCGCGGUGCGGUGAGUCUUCAUUCCCUCUUCGUUCUCCUCCUCCGCCUCCUCCUCCACCGUUCCCGGCCACCGUUGCUCGCCUCCGGCGAGCUAUUCGAAGAGAAGAUGAUGUCCAGCGGGUACACGUCCAUUGACAAACAAAACCUCUCCGGAUCCGUGCCGGCAGCCUCAGGCCCUGAUCAUGUUGUCAAUUUCGCCGAUUCGAAUCUGCAGACCUUCCCGCCAUCGGAGACUCAAGGCAAGAUCUCCGCAGUCUUCCGUCCUCCCACCGAUGCUGAUGACACAUUCUCGAAGCCGGCGCCUGGGAGUUCGAAUCAGUCGCAGCAGCCAACGGGAUGGAUGCAUGCGUUCACUGUUGGUGCUUAUCGGCCUUACUUUGAUGUGGAUACUUCGGAUGUAUUGGAGAGGAUUAGGGAUUCCCUGUUUCCGUUCAAGGGGAGUUUCACCGAAAAGACUUCUGACAAUCCUGAUCUAUAUGGACCUUUCUGGAUAUGCACUACCCUAAUAUUUGUAGCAGCAGCCAUUGGCACAUUUGUGACAUAUUUGGCACACAAGCUACAGAAUAAAGACUGGGACUAUGAUAUAAAUCUUGUCACCUGGUCCGCUGGGUUGUUCUAUGGUUAUGUUACUUUGGUUCCCCUUGCUUUAUACGUCAUUCUCAAGUACUUCUCCGCACCAUCUGGGCUUGUUCAACUUUGGUGCCUCUAUGGAUACUCACUAUUUGUGUUCAUCCCUGCCUCGUGCCUAUCAGUUGUCCCCAUCGAAAUAUUCCGGUGGGUGAUCGCAGGGGUUGCAGGGUUCAUGUCGGCAUGUUUCGUUGCCCUAAAUCUGCGUACCCACAUCAAAUCAGCUGGAGAAAGAUGGUUUCUGAUUGUUGCUGGAAUCUUCUUGUUGCAGUUGGGCCUUGCAGUCAUUUUGAAGCUCUACUUUUUCACAAUAACAGUAUGAUGGCAAUUACAGAACAUAAACCUUUGGACUCAAAACUAGUAAAUGUAGAUCAUCUUGAAGAUGGAAAUAUGAUGCAUCCUUGUCCUGCUUUCCUUGUACUCAUGUUUGCUCACAGAUUAUUCUAGAAUACUUAAUGCUAGUAGUCACUUGAAAUUCUUUCAUUCAUCAUACAAUAGAACUUUCUUCAUGUGCAGUAUGAUUCUGCUCUGUACUCUAUUAUAUGGUAAAGAAACAAGAAUAAAUCUAAUGCUUUAAUA
Dioscorea cayenensis subsp. rotundata (Guinea yam) is the source of this 1230-nucleotide messenger RNA. RefSeq names its product protein YIPF1 homolog. The record is from RefSeq and is a predicted model, not a curated record. The coding region runs from base 131 to 973 and encodes 280 amino acids. Gene Ontology annotation, biological process: vesicle-mediated transport. Gene Ontology annotation, cellular component: membrane; Golgi apparatus. Lineage: Eukaryota; Viridiplantae; Streptophyta; Magnoliopsida; Dioscoreales; Dioscoreaceae. Gene Ontology annotation, molecular function: small GTPase binding. The transcript has 5 exons.